Molecule: messenger RNA, 1363 nt
Organism: Adelges cooleyi (spruce gall adelgid)
Lineage: Eukaryota; Metazoa; Arthropoda; Insecta; Hemiptera; Adelgidae
Product: 27 kDa hemolymph protein-like
Exons: 1
Coding region: 130-945 (271 amino acids)
Source: RefSeq, a predicted model, not a curated record
UUUCUCAACGGUCAUUCUAUAGCUAACAUGUGUUGUUUGUCUACACUGUACAGACAGUUCACGUCCCGACCGCGCUCCGAAUAGACAGGUAUCUUUUUUUAAAGUAAUUUUUUUUUUGUACAUUUAAACAUGAAAAACUCGGUUCUGCCGGCCGUCGCCGUGGUUGUUUUGGUGAUCUCAAAUAACGUCAGCUGGGGCGUUGUUAAUGGAAGCCAGGGCGAAAACGACGACCUGAGAGGUACAAUCGAGAAGAAGUUAGGCGCGUUGGGUAACUUGUCAAACAUGGAACAACGAAUCAACUCUUCCAUACCGGAGACGGCUCUGGAAGACAGUGAGAAAUUGUUCAGAGAAAAAUGCCUGAGAAACGGCAAAGACAACAACUCGUACGGACUAGCCGUGGAAGCCAAAGAACGAUUUCAACUGUGCGUACAAUCGUUGGUCAACGUUAAAGAACUGAAAAAAGAGAUCGACGAGGCCAAACCCAAAGGCGACAUAGACUUGGUUUUCAAGAAGUACUGCAAGAAGUCGCCGGACUUCAAGAGCUGCGUGUCGAACUUCGCGUCCGCCGUGGAAGUCUGCCUGGACGAUGGCGAAAAAGCUACCAAGAACACUCUGCUGACCGUUACCGACGCUCUGUUGGAGUUCGUUUGCUACGACGAGGGCGAUCGCAUAGCGCUGUUCUACUCGGAAAGCGGACCCGAAUGUCUGAUGGGCAAACAAGAUGGCAUUCAACGCUGUCUGAACGCCACGUUCAGCAAGUACACCGCCAACAACGACUUGCCACCGUUCAAAUUCGAACGAGACCAGUGCAAGAGCAUGGCGGACCUUCAGUUGUGCGUAGAUGCGCAUUUGACGAAAUGCAGUAAUCUCACACCGUCCAAUAUGGUCGAGUCGUUGUUUAAGUUCAUCCGUCGGUCAACGCCUUGCUCGCAACUGAAGAAUUAAUUGUAAUCCGCACAUUUGCCGUUAGGUCAAUAAUCAUUACACUUGGUGAGGUAAACCAAUCUAUCGCUAUGAUACACGUCUUUGUCGUUUUCCAGUAAAUAAUAUUCAAAGAUUGCGUGUUGCCUUACCUGAAAAUUGAUAACUUGAUUUAGGAUAAUUUUUUUUUUUUUGUUAAAGAAUUGCAAUUUCGUUGUACAAAUCAAUUAAUAUUGAAUUGUAAUAUUAAUAUAACGCUUAAAGCGAUUUUAAAUAGGGUGUUCACCAUUGUUGUAUUUGUUAGUAGUUUUGUGAUAUUUGUAUAUUUUAUAGGUUAAUCAAUAGAGAAAAAUUCUUGUAUAAAAAUAUGGUCAUUCAUUUAGUUUUACAAAAUUCAUUCCAGUUAUCAACAUACUUAUUUUUAUGUGGUAGAAUAGCCAUA